GCGGCCAUGGCGGGAGCGCUGGUGCGGGCCAGCCGUACCUCGCCUCUGAGGGGAUCGCUGUCACCGCUGAGGGCGGCCCGGGCGCUCCUGGUUUGCAGGCUGAAGUCAUCAGUCAGCUUUCUCACUCGACCAGAUCGACCAAAUAUUGCUUAUCAGAAACUAAAAGGGAGGAACCCAGGGGUUAUUUUCCUUCCAGGCUUCAAUUCAAAUAUGAAUGGUCAGAAAGCAACUGCCCUUGAAGAUUUCUGCAAAUCAUUAGGUCAUGCCUUCAUCCGAUUUGACUAUACAGGAUGUGGAAGUUCAGAUGGUAAAUUUGAAGAGUGUACAAUUGGGAAGUGGAGAAAAGAUGUUCUGUCUAUAUUGGAUGAACUUACAGAUGGACCACAGAUUCUGGUGGGCUCCAGCAUGGGUGGAUGGCUGAUGCUUCACGCUGCAGUAGCACGUCCAGAUAAAGUAGCUGCUCUGGUUGGAGUAGCUGUAGCAGCAGAUCACGUUGUAACAACUUUUAAGAGGCUUCCUAUUGAGGCGCAGAAAGAAAUAGAAGAAAAGGGUGAAUGGAAGUAUCAAACAAAGCAUAAUAAGGAAGGAUAUUUCUCCUUGACCUAUGACUUCAUCAGAGAAGCAGAAAAUCACUGCGUGCUGAAUAGUCCUAUUCCUGUAACAUGUCCCAUACGCCUUAUCCACGGCAUGAAGGAUGGGGAUGUCCCUUGGGAGAUCUCAAUGCAAGUUGCUGACCGUGUUUUGAGCAAGGAUGUGGAUGUUACCCUCCGCAAAAUUGGCCAGCAUCGGAUGAGUGACAAGGAGGAUACAAAGCUCCUUGUGAAUACUGUUGAUGAUCUAAUUGACAAGCUGUCAACAGUAGAAUAACCUGAAGAGUAGAAUUAGUGCAUGAACUCUACACCCGACUUUUUUCCUUGAGUAACAGAAGCCUUGUUACCCAGAUGGUGGCAGGCCUGUGACUGUCACAGUAGGAACUGAGCUUUAUCUGGUGUUUCCUUACCUCUGUUUCAUAAAUACAGGUAUUGUAUUAUUGCUGCAUUUGCACACAGUCCAAAGUGUGAAGGAGUGCUGCUAUUGAGUUCAGAACCUCUCCUUCACCAUUUUACCCAUUUUUUUCACAGAUUUCCUACAAUUUUGUACUGACAUGUUGAUUACUUUUUCUUGCUGUUGGCCUCUACAGUAAAACUUUAUUUUCACAUCUUUGACACCUUACUGUCCUUUCACUGUAAUAUCAUUGUAUCUUAUGUCUGAAACCAUCUGUGCAAGGCAAAAUACAACUUACGUGUUUACUGAAGUUAAUUAUUAGAAUAGUGAGUACCAUGAAACACAAUAAACAGAUUUCAGAUAAAUGGUCAUUUUGUUCUGAAAUGCUGUUAAAAAGUGGAAGGCACACCCUGAUGUUGUGCUUGGGGUACUACAUAGGGAAGAAUUUGACUUCUAAAAAUGCAGGGCCUCAAAGCCCUGCCUCACAGGUGUUUAUCUGUGCUUAUUAGGAGGGUGUGUGUCAUCUUCUCCAGGCUGCCAUCUGUCGUUCAUUUGUGGGCCUACUGUUAAGGAAACAAUAAAUAAUCGUGGUGAAACUGGAUCAAUAAGGUGACUUUAAUAGUAGCUUCUUCAAAGUGGGGAGUACGGUGCUAUAGAGCACUUUUGCCUCUUUCCCAUGACUUGAGAGCUGUGGAUUGCUGAGAACAAUGUCUUCUUCAGCUGCGUGAGUCCAGCCCUGAGAAGUUGUAAAUAAAACUUGAUAGUUGAAUAAGUCUUAACAUGUAAAUCCAUAGAAUUUAGUAGUAAAUUGAUUUAAUUGCAAAUAUGACUGUUACCUGGGUUUUGUACAGAAAUACAGUACCAUUCGUACACUUGAGAGAGAGGCUGGAAUUAGUUCAGGCUGGCCUUAAUGUAUAACAUCAGUCAAAAGCGUAUAAUUGUUUAUGGGUUUGUUACUUGAAGUAGUAAAUGACAUCACUGUUGUUACCUUGAAAGACUAGAGCUGCUGGGAGUAAGGUAUUUCUAGAAAGUUUGUCAUUUUCAGUUUUAGCUAUGUCAGUAGAAUUGUGCUGAACAGGGCUUUGCUGAGGUAGUGGGUUUUAAUUAAAAAAAAAACACCACUAACAAAUAACUAAAGUUAAAAAUAAACACAGCAACAAAACCAAAAUUUCAGAUGUGUUCCUAUGAAGUACAGUUCUAUUUAGGCUUGCAAAAAAGAAGCUGUGAUGUAAAAAAAUGAAUUUUUUAUAUAAGUAAAAAAAAUGGCUCUUGUUUAGAAGCAAAUUUUCUACUUCAAGUGUACCAAUUCCCUAACUCGGUCACAGAGUGGUUUGGAUUGGAAGGGACCUUAAAGAUCAUCUGGUUCCAACCACCAUACCAUGGGCAGGGAUAUGUUGCACUAGACCAGGUUACUCAGAGCCCCAUCCAACCUGGCCUUGAACACUUCCAGAGAUAGGGCAUCCACAACUCCUAUGGGCAACUUGUUCCAGUGCCUCACAGUAAAGAAUUUUUCCUUAAUUAUCUGAUCUAAACCUACUCUCGUAAGUUUGAACUCAUUCUUCCCCUUGUUCUGUCAUAACAUGCUCUUAUAAAUAGUCUCUAUCCAGCUCAGGAUGAUCUGGAUUGGGAUAAUUGCCUAAGGAAAUUAGAACAUUUCAUGAAACCUUGUUCCCAAGUAUUUCUGGCAUAGACUGUUCUUCUGUUUGUAUCACUAUGCAAUUCACUUCAGCUUUAAAACCUCUGAAAUAUGUUUCUAACUUUGAGAAAGUUAAUGCAAAUGGCAUACCUGGAGUUGAGGUUUUGUUCAUGUUUAUGUACUGUUAAGCAGUUGUCAUCUUUAUAUGUGUUUGUAUGACUUGAAUGUGAUAAUACCUAAAAAACAGAUUUUGUGGGUUUUAAAGAUGCAGUCAAAUCAAAAUUAUUUUGAAACUUUGUGCCCUAAGCCAUGAUAGGUUUUUUAAAUCCAAUUUUGUCUCGUCUCAGAUUGGUUUGGCUCGUAAUGGAAGAAGAGGCUGAAACAAGUGGACUGCAGUAAUUCCAAAGUAAUUAAUUUUAAUUAAUGCCAAGAGUUACCAGUUGUAAUAUAUAUACUUUUUCUUCACAUAUGUUAAAGUUAUUUCAGUGACUGAAAAGUUUUGAGUUUUUUUUUUAAAUAGGGAGUUAUACCUGUAAACAUUCAAUUUAAUACUUCAGACAGGGAAAAGGCUUUGUGUGCAUGCAUAAACUGUAGCUGUGUAUUCCUCUUGAAAGAGUUGCAUUGUAUUCCUGCUUCAUGUUAGCCUUUAUUAAAUAAUUGAUAUUUUACAGGUAAGGUGUCUAUUGCAGUGCCUUAGAGCAAAAUAGGUGAAGGUAAAUGUGAAGUGGAGCAGUUGUGUAAAGAGUUUUCAGGAGGGUUUUUUUCCCUGUUUGCUGUUGGUGUUGUGUUGUUGCCCCCUCCAUUAUUCUGCUGUAGUAACAUGAGGUGGGAGAAUUCAGUGUAACAGGGUUGGCAUAGUUGUUGGGAAUACAAAACUGCAGCAUCAGUUGCUGAAACCACAGCAUUACUGAAAAUUUAAUCCUAGGGGAGUGAGGUUUUUUUGCCACUUGUUUUGUAGUCCUGUAUUCCUUCUCUGCUGGCUAAAUGGAAUCAGUGGUAGCAUUUACAGUACAGGUACACCCAAAGUUUGUUACAUAUGGCCUAAAUGCAAAGGCAGAGAUGAUACUUUCUUCAUAAAGAUGAUAUUCUAGGUAGUGUUUUGAAAUUCAGGGAAUGCUAGUGUCCUUCUCUCUGUGCUCACUUUAUUUUUGUAAAUCUGGUUUGCUUAAAUAUGAAGAAGUAUACAUUGUGCAGACAGACCUUUUUCUCUGAUUUUGGUGUAGUAAUUCCAUUGAUAUUUAUCUUUGCAAGCAUAAGCAUUUUCUCUUGUGUUAAUGCUAGAAAUUACCAGAGUUUUGACUCUUGGCAACUUCACAUAUUCACAUGCCUGAAAGAAGGGAUAGUGAUAACUAGAGAGAUUUACAUCCUACCUCUGAGCAGCUGUUGACCUACCAGGAAGUUUUUACAAUCUCAAAUGAUGUGGUGUUCACAUAUUACAGUGUCAUUCUGAAUUGGUACAUUUUGUCCUGUGUGUUAAUGCCUGGGGCAUUGCUUUUUUCUUUGCCAGUAGAUGCCUACAUAGUAAGUAUUUUCAGUAUUAGUCAUGUUUAAAAACUAGUAUUUCAUUCCUCUGUAGAGGUACUGUAUUAAAAUAGGAUAUUACACACUUGGAAAACUCUGCAUGAUCAGAUUUUUUAAAUCCUUUGUAUUGAAUUAUGUUGUGUUUUGGGUUUUUUUUUUUAACAGACUGCUGAUGUGUUGACAAAUGCAAAGCAUUUUGUGAACAUAAAAUGUAUAUUUCCUCAACAAUAAGCUUGAUUCGCAUGAAAUAAUCAGUUUCUAAAGCUUACUCAACAUUUUUCCUAAUAAACAAGUGCUCUUAUUCUGCUUAUAUUGAGCUGUACUUCCCCAGUUUUAGAUACAUGUAUUUUUAUCUUGUUAAAUAUUCUACUUGGUUUGUCUUUCCUCUUGUUUGGCUUUGUAUUACACACCAUGUGGUUUGGGUUUUUUUGUUUUGGGUUUUUUUUUAACUUAAUUGGUGUUAAGUGUUUCAUGUAGUUUCAGUUUAGCUAAGCUGUUUUCUCUUGCAUCAACACUAAAUGCAAAAAAGGCAGUGUUCACAAAAAAAGCCUGGCUGGAUAGACCACCUCCUGCUGUUUCAUUUUUAUGUUAAUUUUGGUUACAUGCUCUCUUGGACAUGCUGUUAUUCAAUGGGGCUAAAAGAUUUAUGGUACCAUACUUUUCAUAUCAAAUCAAAAUGUGCUUAGAGAGGAACAUUCAACGGGUGACUUGUCUGCAGCUGCUCAACUAUCUUCAGUGCUCCAGUCAUGAUGCAAUACAGAGUUGUAACAUCUUCUGGACCAGUGCUGUGGUCAGAGUUUCUACAUUAGGUUUGUGCUUGUAAUUUCUUUCUCCUCUGGCAGGAAAAAAAAAACCCAAACAAGUAGGAGGGAAAAUCAUGUCCUGGGGAAUAAUGAGAUUUGAACUUAUUUUCUAAGCUACUCAGUUGUGCUGUUACAAAGAGACCUAUCUUACCCUUUCACAUUUUUUUAGUUUUCUUAAAUGCUGAAAAGUUACGUUAUACUAAAGGCUUCCAGGGAAAUAGAAGAGAGUUCUGUGUUUGACCUGUCUUUGAGAUGAGCAAUCUCUCUGCUUUGUAUCGAUGACCAAAUUCAUUAAGAUGUGUAUGAAUGUAAAAUUUCACCAAGGCUUGAUGAAAACAGCUGUGUAAGGAAUGCAGACAGAAAUACCAAACAUCAGUGUAAACUUUCACCCUUCUAAGUUUAUUCUCAAGCCCAGCAGGGACAGGAAAGGCAGACAGAACUCAGCCAUUACAUUAAAUAGCAGCCAGCUUGCUGAGCAUGAGGUUUUAAUGCCCCUGUCAUUGGCACUUUGCUCCUGGCAGGUAUUUUCUAAGGGAAGAUUUUACUGUUGGGAAAGCGAGGCAGAGAUGAAGAUCACAAAUGCACUGCUCAUAGAUUUACUGCUUGUUGGUCAGUUUUUAUAGCUCACAUUUGCUUUGUGACUGUAGCACCUCAUCUCUCUUCAAUAUAGAUUUGCCUAGAACAGAAAAAUGUUACAGCCUUGGUCACGUACUAUGUAAAAGGAGUUACUGCAGUCUGGUUGUAGGCUUGGUCUUUUAUUUCUCUCUCAAGUCCUGCAUAUGUAUGUUACGUGUUCCAGUGCUUCUUUUCCAUUAAAGAGAAAUGGGCACCCUCCAUAUGAUGCAGUAAUUGCAGCUCACAGGUAGACACAUUUUCAACCUGCUACAGUCUCGACUUGUGUCUGGCAAGGAGCUUCAGGCAGCUCUGCAUUUAUAUUUGGAAGGAAAAGCAAAAGACAAUUCCUAAAACUUCCAGUCAUUUGGUUCUGAAAUUAAAAUACAUAUUUGAAAUCUUUAUAGGCUACCACGUGAAAGGUUGUGUUCUUUUUGGGCCUUCUGAUCUGCACCAUGCUGUCCACUUGCCUCCCACUUAGCAACAUGAGAAGGUCACUGCUGCCUGCUGGGGUGGAAGCAGGUGCUCGUGUCAGUGGCAAAGGUCGGCUGAACAGUAGCAUGCUUAAGGAUUGGAGUGAUGCAAGUGGGCUGCCCAGACUGUAGCCUGGGAAAACCAUUCCCUGAAGCCUGCCUAGGAUCAGAUCUUGACCAUACAAGAAUCCUCGGAUUUGGGGUUUAAUUGAUUAUGGCUUGCUGGCAGAAAGUGUGCCGGAAUGUGCUAGUCCUUGGGACAGUACCUCUUGAAAACGUUCCUUAGAGCAAAGCUAAAUCCCUAACCAUAAGAAGCAGCAUUUAUGUAGUUAGAGGAUUUGUGUUGCUUUUCCGGCUCUUUUGUUUCCACCCGGCUCCUUUUUCCCGGGGCGCUUGCCAGCGGCUUCUGGGAGCGGCCAGAGGGUGCGACAACCACCUUUGGAGUUCGCUUUGAUACAGACAGAGCUAUUCUGAGAGCGCUACCAAUGACCGAGACAGAGAUCAGAGAGGCCGCUUGCUUGCAGUCCAAGGAAGAUUGUAUUUGCUCGAAUGCUGCAAGGACAAGUGAUGGGGGAGGGGGUUUGGUUACUGUUUUUAUAGGGAGUACAUAGGUGAUAAGGUUAAACCAAUAGAAACAAUGUCCAGUCUGAAUACAUUACAAGUGAAAUCCAAUGGGAAUAGCUUCAGGGGGAAGGAUGAACUUACAGAAAAAUACAGAAACGAAACUCCAACUUCAGAUUCACAAAGCUUUUUGCCCCUUUUGUGUAGCUACGCACUACCACAGAUUUGAUCUUUUAGGGGGUUGUUACAACUUUUUGAUGUUACAACUUUUUGUCUAUAAAUUCUGCUGUCUGUUUUGACCUCUAUUUCAGUGAAAUAAAGAUGUUACUUACUUUCUGUUCUACUGUGAA
This is a messenger RNA of Vidua macroura (Pin-tailed whydah), 6940 nucleotides long. It is a transcript of the gene ABHD10, whose product is annotated as abhydrolase domain containing 10, depalmitoylase. Bases 7 to 867 code for a protein of 286 amino acids. Gene Ontology annotation, biological process: protein depalmitoylation. The record is from RefSeq and is a predicted model, not a curated record. Gene Ontology annotation, molecular function: hydrolase activity, hydrolyzing O-glycosyl compounds; palmitoyl-(protein) hydrolase activity. The transcript has 5 exons. Gene Ontology annotation, cellular component: mitochondrion. NCBI's taxonomy places the organism in Eukaryota, Metazoa, Chordata, Aves, Passeriformes, Viduidae.